This is a messenger RNA of Cavenderia fasciculata, 684 nucleotides long. RefSeq lists its product as uncharacterized. Gene Ontology annotation, molecular function: GTPase activity; GTP binding. The transcript is spliced from 2 exons. The record is from RefSeq and is a predicted model, not a curated record. Lineage: Eukaryota; Evosea; Eumycetozoa; Acytosteliales; Cavenderiaceae. The coding region runs from base 1 to 684 and encodes 227 amino acids.
AUGGUUAACCCUCAACACCAACAUCAACAUCAUCAAGAAGAUGACGACGAUGAUGAACCUAUCAUGAUCAAGUUGUUGGUCAUUGGACCACCACGAAGUGGAAAGACGAGUAUCAUCAACAAGUAUUGUAAUAAUAUCAACCCAACCAAUUAUAAGAUUACGGUCGGUGUCGACUGCGUCACCAAAGAAACAACUAUAUCAGGAAGAAAGGUUAUUUUGAUGAUUUGGGAUAUAGCUGGUCAAGAAAGAUAUGCACAUAUGACAAGAUUGUAUUAUAGUGAUGCCAAGGGAGUAUUUAUUGUAUUUGAUAGUUCAAACAUUGAACCAACAUUAAAGGUAGCAGAGCAAUGGAAGGAGGAUGUCGAUGAGUGUUUUGCCGACAACCCCAUUCCAUCUAUUCUACUGGCCAACAAGGGCGAUCUAUUUCCAAACUCUCAACAAGAGAUACCCUACAAGAGAUUCGAUAAGUUUUGCGAGGAGAAUACCAUCGAUAAGUGGUUCCUCACGAGUGCAAUGACUGGAGCAGGUUUGAACGAAUCUGUCGAAGACAUGGUCAAAACGAUUUUUGAAAGAAACCCUUCUCUUUUACCACGAGACAAGGAAUCAUUUAAAUUACAACCAGAAGCAAACAGUCAAAAUAAUAGACCAAAUCAAGCAACAACUGAAAGAAAAACUUGUUGUUGA